This is a messenger RNA of Guillardia theta CCMP2712, 273 nucleotides long. RefSeq lists its product as hypothetical. Lineage: Eukaryota; Cryptophyceae; Pyrenomonadales; Geminigeraceae. Bases 1 to 273 code for a protein of 90 amino acids. The transcript has a single exon. The record is from RefSeq and is a predicted model, not a curated record.
AUGACCACCGCCAGAGCCCUCGAGACCAAGAGCAUUCACUUCCUCGCCCUCCACCCUCUCCUCGGCUAUCAGCCCGUCGACCUCCACAUCCCCGUCUCCUACUCCCCCGAGGAGGAGAAGGCCUGCUUCGCAAGGCCUUCUCGUGUUGAUCAGCGCAGCCUCUCCUCGUGCGACCGCAACAUGAUCAGGGCAGCGGCGUGGGUGCUGUGCAUGAACGUGGCGUCGACGAUACUUGUGGGAGCCAUGGGAGUAGCGAUGGGGAUGAUCCACUAG